This is a messenger RNA of Staurois parvus, 322 nucleotides long. NCBI's taxonomy places the organism in Eukaryota, Metazoa, Chordata, Amphibia, Anura, Ranidae. The record is from the annotation of a GenBank genome assembly.
GAUGACCAGAGACUGCGGAACAGUACAGGAGAUGACCAGAGACUGCGGACACAGUACAGGAGAUGACCAGAGACUGCGGACACAGUACAGGGAUGACCAGAGACUGCGGACACAGUACAGGGAUGACCAGAGACUGCGGACACAGUACAGGGAUGACCAGAGACUGCGGACACAGUACAGGGAUGACCAGAGACUGCGGACAGUACAGGGAUGACCAGAGACUGCGGACAGUACAGGGGAUGACCAGAGACUGCGACACAGUACAGGGAGAUGACCAGAGACUGGGGACACAGUACAGGAGAUGACCAGAGACUGCGGACAG